Molecule: messenger RNA, 1169 nt
Organism: Cadophora gregata
Lineage: Eukaryota; Fungi; Ascomycota; Leotiomycetes; Helotiales; Ploettnerulaceae
Gene: RPS0
Product: structural constituent of ribosome
Exons: 3
Coding region: 46-933 (295 amino acids)
Biological process (GO): cytoplasmic translation; ribosomal small subunit assembly
Cellular component (GO): ribosome; 90S preribosome; cytosolic small ribosomal subunit
Molecular function (GO): structural constituent of ribosome
Source: RefSeq, a predicted model, not a curated record
GCAAGGUAUCAUCAACUUCAAUUCCAAUUAACAACAACCGCAAAGAUGGCGCCUUCUCAACUCCCCCCCAUCUUCAACCCUACCAGCCAGGAUAUUGAGAUGCUCUUGAGCGCUCAAUGCCACCUUGGAUCCAAGAACCUCCAGGUUCACAUGGAACCAUACCUCUGGAAGACUCGCCCUGAUGGAAUCAAUGUCAUCAACAUUGGCAAGACCUGGGAGAAGAUCGUCCUCGCAGCCCGCAUCAUCGCAGCUGUCGACAACCCCGCCGAUAUCUGUGUCAUCUCUGCUCGUCCUUACGGACAGCGCGCUGUUUUGAAGUUCGCAGCCCACACCGGUGCCGUCGCCAUUGCUGGUCGUUUCACCCCUGGUAACUUCACCAACUACAUCACCCGCUCCUUCAAGGAACCCCGCCUCAUCAUCGUCACCGAUCCCCGUACCGAUGCUCAAGCCAUCAAGGAGGCUUCCUACGUCAACAUCCCAGUCAUUGCUCUUUGCGAUACUGAUUCCCCAACCGAGUUCGUCGAUGUCGCUAUCCCAACCAACAACAAGGGCCGUCACUCCAUUGGUUUGGUCUGGUGGAUGUUGGCUCGUGAGGUCUUGAGACUCCGUGGAUCCAUCGCUUCUCGCGAAGCUGAGUGGGAUGUCAUGGUCGAUCUUUACUUCUACCGUGAUCCUGAGGCUGAGGAAAACAAGGAGGCCAUUGAGGAGGCUAAGGUCGAGGAGGCUGCUCCAGCUGCUGAUACUGCUUUCGCAUCCGGAGGUGAUUGGGAGGUUUCUGGUGCUCAGGCUACUGCAUUCGCUGGAGCUGCUGCCACACCUGCCGCUGCUGGUGCUGGAUGGGAGGCUGGAGCUGGUGAGGACUGGGCUGCUCAAUCAACACCCGCUGCCGACAACUGGGGAGCUGCUGAUGCCAAGCCAGCCGAGCAAUGGUAAAUUUCUUGUUCGCAAAAAUGGUAAUUCUGCAUUCUGGCUGUGGCCAAGGGUCAACUUGGUCAGUACUCAUGAAGGAAAGAUACUCUUGAACUGUCCACUCAUUCAGUGAUAGAGGGAAAGCCUUGUACUUGCCAAACAUUGGGGUUGCUUAAUCGCGUUCCGCCUUUGCGUUCUCAGAUCUGUAAUGUAGCAAGAACUUGCGCUAGCAUAGAAGAAAAUCUUCUGCAAAGCAACCC